This is a messenger RNA of Tribolium castaneum (red flour beetle), 2548 nucleotides long. Its product is annotated as serine/arginine repetitive matrix protein 2. The record is from RefSeq and is a predicted model, not a curated record. The transcript has 10 exons. Gene Ontology annotation, cellular component: nucleus. Lineage: Eukaryota; Metazoa; Arthropoda; Insecta; Coleoptera; Tenebrionidae. The coding region runs from base 165 to 2297 and encodes 710 amino acids.
GUUCUGUGGGAUUGGUUGGCAUUCCUGCGCCUGUCUGACAUAUUGCGAUAACAAAUAUUGUGCGAUGUGAAACGUUUUAAACAAUUUUCCGACCCCAAGCGUCCAAAUUGUCUCCCCAGACCGCAAUUUGACGAAACAAAGACUGCGGCGUCGUAUUUAUCGAGAUGUACAACGGGAUCGGUCUGCAAACCCCCCGAGGUUCCGGGACCAACGGGCACGUCCAGCGCAACUGGGCGCUCGUGAAGCCGCGCGAGAAGGAGAAAACGUACAAGACCGAGCAGGAACUGUGCAACCUGGACGUCGCCAGCCACAAGCCGCCCAACCAGGAGAUCCUGGACCACGAGCGCAAGCGGAAGAUCGAGCUGAAGUGCGCGGAGUUCGCCGACAUCCUCGAGGAGCAAGGUUUUUCGCAGGAGGCGAUCAACAACAAGGUGGGCAACUACCGCAAGCUGCUGCUGGGGCAAGGGGGCAAGCUGGAGCGGCCGGUCAGCCACUGGGGGCGCCCCGCUGUCACUGAGACUCAUCAAGUGGCCGAAGCCCAACAAGAGAAGAACGCAAGGCUUCGUGAAGCCUUCGGAAUUUCGGAAUAUUUCGUAGAUGGCAGUAGUUUCGAUCCGGAUCGCGAAGCCAAAGAAAAAAUCGCACGUUCGAAUGCGAUACAAGAGAAGGAAAAACAGAAAGCCAUAGAGGAAGAGAAGAAGAAGGACGAGGAGAAGAAGAAAGAUAAAGACACGACGCGGUACGAACUUGUGCACACGCCAAGUCCCGAACCCGAGGCCAAAAGUGUGAAGAAGAAGAAACGCAAACGUAAAGAAAGCUCGUCGAGUGAAGAGCCCGCAAAAAAGAAGAAAAAGUCCAAGAAGAAGAAGAAAGAGAGGUCCGGCAAAGUGAAAGAGAAGAAGAAGUCGAAGAAGAAGCGCCGAAGAUCGUCGGCGUCGAGCGACUCCAGCGACGAUUCGGACUCGGAGUCGGAAAAGUCCGACGAUUCGAGCAGCGAAGAAGAGAAGAAGCGGAAGAAGAAAGUCAAGAAGAAAGAGAAAAAGAAAGCAAAUAAGAAGAAGAAGCACUCGACUUCUGACAGUUCACGAGAAAGCUCUCCUGAACCGAAAAAAACGAAAAAAACAAACGACAAAACUAGAGAAGAACCCCGUCACAAAUCACCAUCACCCAAACGUAAACCCUCCCCCUCGCCACCACCCCCUCGUGCCGUAGACAAACGCCGAUCACCAACGCCUCCCAAGACCAAACCACGGCGUAGUCGAUCGCCCCGUCGCCGCUACUCCCGAUCAAGAGACCGUAGAGAUUACCACCAAAGUCGUAACAAUUACCCGCGAAGAUACGAAGAGCCGAAAAAACGGCGACGAUCACGUUCGAGAACACCCGACCGUCGCCCGAUCCGGCGCACGAAAACGCCCGAACGGCGUCCAAAGUCGCCCGAACGGCGCCGAAAGGAGCCCGAAGUGCGGACGCCGCCCCGGAAACAGCCGAGUCACUCCGAUUCGGAUUCGGAGCGACGGAGGAAAAAGAAAGAGAAGAAACCGUUGCCGGUGGUGCGUUUGCGGUCGUCGAGCGACGAGGAGCCGGUGGCCGGGGAUGUGAAGGAGGAGGAGGUGGAGGAGGACAAGGAUUUGAGGAUGUUGAGGUUGCUGAAGUCGGGUUUGGCCGCCAAGGCCAAGGAGAGCUUGCAGAGGAAGAUGCCGAAGCCGGUUUUUGAGGCGCGGAAAAAAUCGCCGAGUCCGGCGAAAGUCGCCGAGAAGAAGGGCAUCGAAGCGGAUGUUUUUGAUAUUAGGGUUUUGCCCCUGAAGAGGGACAAGUCGAAGAGUGAGAGUCGGGAGAAGGAGGUGGAUAAGGAUCGGUUUGAUUUGAGUAAUGCCAAUGGGAAGGCGAGGAGUGCGCCGAGCUCGAGCAAGUCGCGGUCGAGGAGCUCCUCCAGGUCCAGUUUUCGGUCGUCGUCGUCGAGCAGCAGCCGCUCCAGGUCGGGGUCCAGGUCGGUGUCGAGGAGCAGUCGCUCGAGCUCCGACUCGGACAGCUCCUCGAGCUCGAGCAGCGCGUACAGGUCCAGGUCCCCGUCGAUUCCGCGGCGCCAUGGCUCCCCCAGCUUCCUCGACAGGAGAAGAAUCACGAGCGCAAGGAAGAGGCCUAUUCCGUAUCAUAGACAGACGCCGAGUUCGCCCUCUUCGGAGAGCAGCUACAGCGGGAGUCCGUGGUGCUCCCGAAGGAGGUCGACGAGUCGGUCGGUUAGCCCUUCGUCUAGGUCCCCAUCGCAUUCUCCUCUUCAUUCACCGCGGUCACCUUAACUAGUGCAAUAACUCGCUUUUACUCAUUUCUAACACUUACUAACGGUGACAACCCUUAGAUAAUCACGAUUAUGACUCUAUGGUAAUUGUUGGUGGACAUGAUGUAACAUAAUUAGCUUUCAGUUCUAGCCUUGUGCAAUUUUUCUAGUCAAAUGAUAUUUUGUGAUAUUUUCGCUGUUAUUUAUUUAUUUCGACUCAUUAUUUAUUGUAGAAAAGGUAUUGUAAACACUAAUAAAAUAUCCACAUAACAA